Spinacia oleracea (spinach) is the source of this 696-nucleotide messenger RNA. RefSeq lists its product as uncharacterized. Bases 1 to 696 code for a protein of 231 amino acids. NCBI's taxonomy places the organism in Eukaryota, Viridiplantae, Streptophyta, Magnoliopsida, Caryophyllales, Amaranthaceae. The transcript has 2 exons. The record is from RefSeq and is a predicted model, not a curated record.
AUGUUUACAGGAAUGAACGGGUCAUCUAUCCCCCCCAUCUCCGAGUAUGGCUUCAACUUCGACAUCGGAGGCGUGGUGAACGCCCUUCAAAGUGUAGGUGGUACCGUCAGAUGGCCUAAGAAGAGCGACAGACCAGAUUCCAUGAAGGACAUGAGCAAGUGGUGCGACUUCCACCGCGACAACGGCCACACAACCGAGGAAUGCAUCUCCCUCAAAAAGGAGGUAGCAUAUCUGUUAAAAAGGGGACAUCUGAAGGAACUGCUGAGCGACAAAGGGAAGGAGACGGGCGAAUCUGAAGCCGUCAAAGAAGGGCAGACCGAAGACGAAAUAGCACUAGAAAAAUCAUUAGCAGCAAUGACAAACACCUUCGACGACUCAGAUUCAACCAACGCACAACAGGAACAUCACGACGGGCUAGUCAUAUCGCUCCAAAUAGGCAACACUCUGAUCAAAAGGAUAUUGAUCGACAACGGCAGUUCAGCAAACGUACUGUUCUUAGAGGCUCUACAGGAAAUGGGACUUGAAGAGAAGAAUGUAAUCAGAAGGUCGACGGUCUUAGUAGGUUUCAGUGGAGAAUCGCUACGGACAGUAGGGGAGAUAUCGCUGCCCACGUACGCAGAAGGUGUUAAUGUGAUGACCAAGUUCAACGUCGUCGACUGCCCAUCAGCAUACAACGUCAUCCUUGGACGACCUUAG